Molecule: messenger RNA, 5835 nt
Organism: Callorhinchus milii (elephant shark)
Lineage: Eukaryota; Metazoa; Chordata; Chondrichthyes; Chimaeriformes; Callorhinchidae
Exons: 18
Coding region: 1-5730 (1909 amino acids)
Source: RefSeq, a predicted model, not a curated record
AUGGAACCCAUUGUAACGCUGACAUGUGUCGAGGCGAAUGCACCACAUGACGUCAGCGUGACUUGGACACAAGAACAGACACAUUUACAGUCUGGAUAUGGGAAACCGUCUGCCACUGGGCCUCAGGAAGUGAUCAGUAAACUAAACAUUUCUACACAAGACUGGACCGGUGGGAAAGUAUACUUCUGCAUUGUCAGCCAUGACGAUAUACCGACUCCCAUCAGAAAAAAGAUAUUUAAGGAUCCAGUUUCAUACACGAAGCAACCUUCAGUGUAUCUGCUUCUCCCAUCGGCAGAAGAAUUGUCUGCUCAGCAGUCUCUCACCCUCAGUUGCCUGGUGAAGAACUUCGCUCCCAAAGAGAUCUUUGUGGAGUGGACUGUGAAUGACCAGUUGAUUGAUGCCAACAAAUACAAGAACACUGAGUUGAUGGCAGACAGUGCAGAUUACUCCACGUACAGCAUGUUAUCCAUCUCAGCCGGAGAUUGGGAUAGAGGCUAUUCCUACUCCUGUGUGGUCGGACAUGAAACUUUCCCACUGAAGACCCUGACCAGAGCCGUUAAUAAAUCCGGCGUAUUUGGGUUUCAAGUUUCUUUUCCUUUUCUAGAUUGUGAUUCUCCUGAACCUGUCAAGAUCUCUUUCCUGCCGCCUUCACCGAAACAGGUUUUGAUGGAACCCAUUGCAACGCUGACAUGUGUCGUGGCGAAUGCACCACAUGACGUCAACGUGACUUGGACACAAGAACAGACACAUUUACAGUCUGGGUAUGGGAAACCGUCUGCCACUGGGCCUCAGGAAGUGAUCAGUAAACUAAACAUUUCUACACAAGACUGGACCAGUGGGAAAGUAUACUUCUGCAUUGUCAGCCAUGACGAUAUGCCGACUCCCAUCAGAAAAAAGAUAUUUAAGGAGCCCGUUUCAUACACGAAGCAACCUUCAGUGUAUCUGCUUCUCCCAUCGGCAGAAGAAUUGUCUGCUCAGCAGUCUCUCACCCUCAGUUGCCUGGUGAAGAACUUCGCUCCCAAAGAGAUCUUUGUGGAGUGGACUGUGAAUGACCAGUUGAUUGAUGCCAACAAAUACAAGAACACUGAGUUGAUGGCAGACAGUGCAGAUUACUCCACGUACAGCAUGUUAUCCAUCUCAGCCGGAGAUUGGGACAGAGGCUAUUCCUACUCCUGUGUGGUCGGACAUGAAACUUUCCCACUGAAGACCCUGACCAGAGCCGUUAAUAAAUCCAGCGAUUGUGAUCCUCCUGAACCUGUCAAGAUCUCUUUCCUGCCGCCUUCACCGAAACAGGUUUUGAUGGAACCCAUUGUAACGCUGACAUGUGUCGUGGCGAAUGCACCACAUGACGUCAACGUGACUUGGACACAAGAACAGACACAUUUACAGUCUGGAUAUGGGAAACCGUCUGCCACUGGGCCUCAGGAAGUGAUCAGUAAACUAAACAUUUCUACACAAGACUGGACCAGUGGGAAAGUAUACUUCUGCAUUGUCAGCCAUGACGAUAUGCCGACUCCCAUCAGAAAAAAGAUAUUUAAGGAGCCCGUUUCAUACACGAAGCAACCUUCAGUGUAUCUGCUUCUCCCAUCGGCAGAAGAAUUGUCUGCUCAGCAGUCUCUCACCCUCAGUUGCCUGGUGAAGAACUUCGCUCCCAAAGAGAUCUUUGUGGAGUGGACUGUGAAUGACCAGUUGAUUGAUGCCAACAAAUACAAGAACACUGAGUUGAUGGCAGACAGUGCAGAUUACUCCACGUACAGCAUGUUAUCCAUCUCAGCCGGAGAUUGGGACAGAGGCUAUUCCUACUCCUGUGUGGUCGGACAUGAAACUUUCCCACUGAAGACCCUGACCAGAGCCGUUAAUAAAUCCAGCGAUUGUGAUCCUCCUGAACCUGUCAAGAUCUCUUUCCUGCCGCCUUCACCGAAACAGGUUUUGAUGGAACCCAUUGUAACGCUGACAUGUGUCGUGGCGAAUGCACCACAUGACGUCAACGUGACUUGGACACAAGAACAGACACAUUUACAGUCUGGAUAUGGGAAACCGUCUGCCACUGGGCCUCAGGAAGUGAUCAGUAAACUAAACAUUUCUACACAAGACUGGACCAGUGGGAAAGUAUACUUCUGCAUUGUCAGCCAUGACGAUAUGCCGACUCCCAUCAGAAAAAAGAUAUUUAAGGAGCCCGUUUCAUACACGAAGCAACCUUCAGUGUAUCUGCUUCUCCCAUCGGCAGAAGAAUUGUCUGCUCAGCAGUCUCUCACCCUCAGUUGCCUGGUGAAGAACUUCGCUCCCAAAGAGAUCUUUGUGGAGUGGACUGUGAAUGACCAGUUGAUUGAUGCCAACAAAUACAAGAACACUGAGUUGAUGGCAGACAGUGCAGAUUACUCCACGUACAGCAUGUUAUCCAUCUCAGCCGGAGAUUGGGACAGAGGCUAUUCCUACUCCUGUGUGGUCGGACAUGAAACUUUCCCACUGAAGACCCUGACCAGAGCCGUUAAUAAAUCCAGCGAUUGUGAUCCUCCUGAACCUGUCAAGAUCUCUUUCCUGCCGCCUUCACCGAAACAGGUUUUGAUGGAACCCAUUGUAACGCUGACAUGUGUCGUGGCGAAUGCACCACAUGACGUCAACGUGACUUGGACACAAGAACAGACACAUUUACAGUCUGGAUAUGGGAAACCGUCUGCCACUGGGCCUCAGGAAGUGAUCAGUAAACUAAACAUUUCUACACAAGACUGGACCAGUGGGAAAGUAUACUUCUGCAUUGUCAGCCAUGACGAUAUGCCGACUCCCAUCAGAAAAAAGAUAUUUAAGGAGCCCGUUUCAUACACGAAGCAACCUUCAGUGUAUCUGCUUCUCCCAUCGGCAGAAGAAUUGUCUGCUCAGCAGUCUCUCACCCUCAGUUGCCUGGUGAAGAACUUCGCUCCCAAAGAGAUCUUUGUGGAGUGGACUGUGAAUGACCAGUUGAUUGAUGCCAACAAAUACAAGAACACUGAGUUGAUGGCAGACAGUGCAGAUUACUCCACGUACAGCAUGUUAUCCAUCUCAGCCGGAGAUUGGGACAGAGGCUAUUCCUACUCCUGUGUGGUCGGACAUGAAACUUUCCCACUGAAGACCCUGACCAGAGCCGUUAAUAAAUCCAGCGAUUGUGAUCCUCCUGAACCUGUCAAGAUCUCUUUCCUGCCGCCUUCACCGAAACAGGUUUUGAUGGAACCCAUUGUAACGCUGACAUGUGUCGUGGCGAAUGCACCACAUGACGUCAACGUGACUUGGACACAAGAACAGACACAUUUACAGUCUGGAUAUGGGAAACCGUCUGCCACUGGGCCUCAGGAAGUGAUCAGUAAACUAAACAUUUCUACACAAGACUGGACCAGUGGGAAAGUAUACUUCUGCAUUGUCAGCCAUGACGAUAUGCCGACUCCCAUCAGAAAAAAGAUAUUUAAGGAGCCCGUUUCAUACACGAAGCAACCUUCAGUGUAUCUGCUUCUCCCAUCGGCAGAAGAAUUGUCUGCUCAGCAGUCUCUCACCCUCAGUUGCCUGGUGAAGAACUUCGCUCCCAAAGAGAUCUUUGUGGAGUGGACUGUGAAUGACCAGUUGAUUGAUGCCAACAAAUACAAGAACACUGAGUUGAUGGCAGACAGUGCAGAUUACUCCACGUACAGCAUGUUAUCCAUCUCAGCCGGAGAUUGGGACAGAGGCUAUUCCUACUCCUGUGUGGUCGGACAUGAAACUUUCCCACUGAAGACCCUGACCAGAGCCGUUAAUAAAUCCAGCGAUUGUGAUCCUCCUGAACCUGUCAAGAUCUCUUUCCUGCCGCCUUCACCGAAACAGGUUUUGAUGGAACCCAUUGUAACGCUGACAUGUGUCGUGGCGAAUGCACCACAUGACGUCAACGUGACUUGGACACAAGAACAGACACAUUUGCAGUCUGGAUAUGGGAAACCGUCUGCCACUGGGCCUCAGGAAGUGAUCAGUAAACUAAACAUUUCUACACAAGACUGGACCGGUGGGAAAGUAUACUUCUGCAUUGUCAGCCAUGACGAUAUGCCGACUCCCAUCAGAAAAAAGAUAUUUAAGGAGCCCGUUUCAUACACGAAGCAACCUUCAGUGUAUCUGCUUCUCCCAUCGGCAGAAGAAUUGUCUGCUCAGCAGUCUCUCACCCUCAGUUGCCUGGUGAAGAACUUCGCUCCCAAAGAGAUCUUUGUGGAGUGGACUGUGAAUGACCAGUUGAUUGAUGCCAACAAAUACAAGAACACUGAGUUGAUGGCAGACAGUGCAGAUUACUCCACGUACAGCAUGUUAUCCAUCUCAGCCGGAGAUUGGGACAGAGGCUAUUCCUACUCCUGUGUGGUCGGACAUGAAACUUUCCCACUGAAGACCCUGACCAGAGCCGUUAAUAAAUCCAGCGAUUGUGAUCCUCCUGAACCUGUCAAGAUCUCUUUCCUGCCGCCUUCACCGAAACAGGUUUUGAUGGAACCCAUUGUAACGCUGACAUGUGUCGUGGCGAAUGCACCACAUGACGUCAACGUGACUUGGACACAAGAACAGACACAUUUACAGUCUGGAUAUGGGAAACCGUCUGCCACUGGGCCUCAGGAAGUGAUCAGUAAACUAAACAUUUCUACACAAGACUGGACCAGUGGGAAAGUAUACUUCUGCAUUGUCAGCCAUGACGAUAUGCCGACUCCCAUCAGAAAAAAGAUAUUUAAGGAGCCCGUUGAGUACACGAAGCAACCUUCAGUGUAUCUGCUUCUCCCAUCGGCAGAAGAAUUGUCUGCUCAGCAGUCUCUCACCCUCAGUUGCCUGGUGAAGAACUUCGCUCCCAAAGAGAUCUUUGUGGAGUGGACUGUGAAUGACCAGUUGAUUGAUGCCAACAAAUACAAGAACACUGAGUUGAUGGCAGACAGUGCAGAUUACUCCACGUACAGCAUGUUAUCCAUCUCAGCCGGAGAUUGGGACAGAGGCUAUUCCUACUCCUGUGUGGUCGGACAUGAAACUUUCCCACUGAAGACCCUGACCAGAGCCGUUAAUAAAUCCAGCGAUUGUGAUCCUCCUGAACCUGUCAAGAUCUCUUUCCUGCCGCCUUCACCGAAACAGGUUUUGAUGGAACCCAUUGUAACGCUGACAUGUGUCGUGGCGAAUGCACCACAUGACGUCAACGUGACUUGGACACAAGAACAGACACAUUUACAGUCUGGAUAUGGGAAACCGUCUGCCACUGGACCUCAGGAAGUGAUCAGUAAACUAAACAUUUCUACACAAGACUGGACCGGAGGGAAAGUAUACUUCUGCAUUGUCAGCCAUGACGAUAUACCGACUCCCAUCAGAAAAAAGAUAUUUAAGGAGCCCGUUGAGUACACGAAGCAACCUUCAGUGUAUCUGCUUCUCCCAUCGGCAGAAGAAUUGUCUGCUCAGCAGUCUCUCACCCUCAGUUGCCUGGUGAAGAACUUCGCUCCCAAAGAGAUCUUUGUGGAGUGGACUGUGAAUGACCAGUUGAUUGAUGCCAACAAAUACAAGAACACUGAGUUGAUGGCAGACAGUGCAGAUUACUCCACGUACAGCAUGUUAUCCAUCUCAGCCGGAGAUUGGGACAGAGGCUCUUCCUACUCCUGUGUGGUCGGACAUGAAACUUUCCCACUGAAGACCCUGACCAGAGCCGUUAAUAAAUCCAGCGGUAAACCGAAUUUUGUAAACAUUUCCCUUGUCCUGAUGGACACCGCGAAUGCCUGUCAAUGAGUCUCUCAAUACCAUUUUGCUUAUUUUUUGUGCACCCGCCUCCCGACCAUUGCAUUGUCAGUUUGGAGUCAUGAAAAAGUAACUCAAAUAAAGAUCAUUGUUGUA